This is a messenger RNA of Diaporthe batatas, 1124 nucleotides long. RefSeq lists its product as uncharacterized. The record is from RefSeq and is a predicted model, not a curated record. Bases 181 to 1122 code for a protein of 313 amino acids. Gene Ontology annotation, molecular function: phosphatase activity. The transcript is spliced from 2 exons. NCBI's taxonomy places the organism in Eukaryota, Fungi, Ascomycota, Sordariomycetes, Diaporthales, Diaporthaceae.
CCCCCACCCACCCAAAGAUGAAGGCGCUACGAUGAUUCACCGUAGCAUCGCGCAUGUUUCCCAAGACUUGCGACACUACAGUACACAACACUCCCCACGACACGCCUACCCAGACCUUCAGAACCCAUCAAUUCACCAACCCACUCUUCGUUUGAACCACUGAAUCCGUGAGCCCAAAAGAUGGCCCCAAGAACAGACUUCCCGCCCAUACGGGCCUGCCUCUUUGACAUGGACGGACUUCUCCUCGACACCGAAGACAUCUACACCCAGUGCAUCAACAUCCUGCUCGCCAAAUACGGCCGGCCCAACCUGCCAUGGUCGAUCAAGGCCAGGCUGCAGGGCCGCCCCGGGCCCCAGGCCAACGAGCUCUUCCACAACUGGGCCAAGCUGCCCAUCUCGAACGACGAGUACAUUGCUGAGUACUCGGCCCUCCAGCGCCAGCACUUCCCCAACGCCAAGGCCCUGCCCGGCGUCGAACAGCUGCUCCAGGACCUCGGCCGCACGAGAUACUGGGACGUCGCCGGCGCUGACGCAGAGCGCGAGGACAAGCACAAGGGCGCGAAGAGGGUCCACAUAGCACUGGCAACCUCCAGCAACAGCGGCAACUUCGCCCUCAAGACGGCCCACCUCACAGACCUCUUCUCCGUCUUCCAGUCGCCCCACCGCGUCCUGGGCGACGACAAGAGGAUACAGCCCGGCCGCGGGAAGCCGCUGCCAGACAUAUACCUGCUCGCACUGGAGACUAUCAACUCUACCCUGCCGCCGGGUGUCGCCCCAAUCAGGCCGGAGGAGUGCCUCGUCUUUGAGGACAGCGUUCCAGGCGUCGAGGCCGGGAGGAGAGCCGGCAUGCGAGUCAUCUGGUGCCCCCACCCGGGGCUCAAGGGGGAGUACGCCGGCCGGGAGGCCGAGGUGCUGGCUGGCAGGACCGGCGAAGCCGGCGUAGGUGUUGACGAGCACCAGCUCGGGGAGAUCGACGACGGCUGGGCGCAGUACCUCGAAAGCCUCGUCGACUUCCCCUACAGCUCCUACGGUAUUGUCGUCCCUCCGAAAGACGUCGAGUCAGACCCCAGAAUGAAGGAGACAGCAGAGACCGAGACAGUCGCGGUCGAGGGCGGAGCAUAAGG